Colius striatus (speckled mousebird) is the source of this 1572-nucleotide messenger RNA. It is a transcript of the gene RGS7, whose product is annotated as regulator of G protein signaling 7. The coding region runs from base 1 to 1572 and encodes 523 amino acids. The record is from RefSeq and is a predicted model, not a curated record. Gene Ontology annotation, biological process: intracellular signal transduction; regulation of G protein-coupled receptor signaling pathway; G protein-coupled receptor signaling pathway. The transcript has 17 exons. NCBI's taxonomy places the organism in Eukaryota, Metazoa, Chordata, Aves, Coliiformes, Coliidae.
AUGGCGCAAGGAAAUAAUUACGGACAAAACAGCAAUGGGGUGGCAGAUGAAUCCCCAAACAUGCUGGUGUACAGAAAGAUGGAAGACGUCAUAGCCCGCAUGCAAGAUGAGAAAAAUGGGAUUCCUAUUCGUACAGUCAAAAGUUUUCUUUCCAAGAUCCCCAGUGUCUUUUCUGGUUCAGACAUCGUUCAAUGGUUAACGAAGAACUUAUCUAUAGAAGACCCAGUGGAAGCUCUGCAUUUGGGAACAUUGAUGGCAGCACAUGGCUAUUUCUUUCCAAUCUCAGACCAUGUUCUAACACUUAAAGAUGAUGGCACCUUUUAUCGAUUCCAGACACCCUAUUUUUGGCCAUCAAAUUGUUGGGAGCCGGAAAACACAGACUAUGCUGUUUACCUCUGCAAGCGUACAAUGCAAAACAAAGCAAGGCUAGAGCUCGCAGACUAUGAAGCUGAGAGUUUGGCCAGGCUACAGCGAGCAUUUGCUCGGAAAUGGGAGUUUAUUUUUAUGCAAGCUGAAGCACAAGCAAAAGUCGACAAGAAGAGAGACAAGAUAGAGAGAAAGAUUCUUGACAGCCAGGAGCGGGCAUUCUGGGAUGUGCACCGGCCGGUGCCUGGAUGUGUAAACACUACUGAAGUGGAUAUUAAAAAAUCUUCAAGAAUGAGAAAUCCACAUAAAACAAGAAAGUCUGUUUAUGGCUUACAAAACGACAUUCGAAGUCACAGUCCUACCCACACACCAGUACCAGAGACUAAGCCACCCACAGAAGAUGAACUACACCAAGAGAUCAAGCACUGGCAAAUGCAAUUAGACAGACAUAGAUUAAAAAUGUCAAAAGUUGCAGAGAGUCUAUUAGCUUAUACAGAGCAGUAUUUGGAAUAUGAUCCAUUUCUUGUGCCACCUGAUCCCUCAAAUCCUUGGAUAUCAGAUGACACCACUUUCUGGGAACUGGAGGCAAGCAAAGAGCCAGGACAGCAGAGGGUGAAACGAUGGGGAUUUGGCAUGGAUGAAGCUUUGAAAGACCCCGUGGGAAGAGAGCAGUUUCUCAAAUUCCUGGAGUCAGAAUUCAGUUCAGAAAAUUUAAGAUUCUGGUUAGCAGUAGAAGACCUGAAGAAGAGGCCUAUCCGUGAAGUUCCUGCCCGAGUACAAGAAAUCUGGCAAGAAUUUCUUGCUCCAGGUGCACCCAGCGCUAUCAAUCUAGACUCAAAAAGUUAUGACAAAACCACACAGAAUGUAAAGGACCCUGGAAGAUACACGUUUGAAGAUGCUCAGGAGCACAUUUACAAACUGAUGAAAAGUGAUUCUUAUCCUCGUUUUAUACGAUCCAGUGCCUACCAGGAGCUGCUACAGGCCAAGAAAAAGUUGGAAAACACUCUGGAUCGUCGAACAUCUUUUGAGAAAUUCACACGCAAUGUGGCAUUACAGACUCCGAGGGACUCUCUAGCCUUUCGAUGCCUCCAUUUCGAAAACUGUCUGCUCACUUCCUCCUUCAUAUCAAGCUGGAUCUGUGUCUUUUUAUUUUCUGCAAGCUCAAGUACAGUGAAAAAAAAGCUUCUGCUAGGCACAGUUUAUUAA